Molecule: messenger RNA, 501 nt
Organism: Pediculus humanus corporis (human body louse)
Lineage: Eukaryota; Metazoa; Arthropoda; Insecta; Psocodea; Pediculidae
Exons: 2
Coding region: 1-501 (166 amino acids)
Molecular function (GO): gamma-glutamylaminecyclotransferase activity
Source: RefSeq, a predicted model, not a curated record
AUGAAUUUACAUACUGUUUUUGUUUAUGGAACUUUAAAAAGAGGAGAACCAAAUCAUCAUUGGCUUCAACUCAAAGAUAAUGGUUAUUCAAAGUUUUUGGGAAAAGGAAAAACGAUAAAAAAAUAUCCUCUUGUCAUAGCAUCUAAAUAUAACAUUCCAUUUCUUUUGCAUAGUCCAGGAAGAGGUGAAAAUGUUAUCGGUGAAAUUUAUGAAGUGGAUGACCAUAUGCUGUUUAAAUUAGACACAUUAGAAGAUCAUCCAUAUUUUUAUGUGAGGGAAAUUGAUUUCAUUCAGUCAAUUUCAUCAACUGAGUCAACUACAUAUGAGACAAACAAAGAAGUAGAAUGUUGGAUUUAUUUUUUAAAACAAUUCAAACCUUCACUUAUGUCAGAGCCAUUUUUAGUCGAAUAUCAUUCCGAUGGUGAUCAUGCGAAACCUUAUACAGUUCAUGAAAAAAGAAUACCUGGUUAUCAUGCCAAAACUGAUGUUUUACUUUCAUGA